This is a messenger RNA of Paramuricea clavata, 4387 nucleotides long. Lineage: Eukaryota; Metazoa; Cnidaria; Anthozoa; Malacalcyonacea; Plexauridae. The record is from the annotation of a GenBank genome assembly.
GAGAAAACUAUUUAAAGAGCAGUUUGCUUUGAAAAACAGCUAUACCGUAAUACUUGUGGAAAUCAGCAGCAACAGGUAAACACCAACCAAAUAAUGAAGUUUGCUAUAAUUUCGACAUUUUUGACGGUCGCUUUCUUCUUCACAGGAUCAAACGGUAAGACAUUUAGUUAAUUCGCGUCUUUGAUAAAUGUUUGAGUGUUGUCUCAGGGGAAAUGUCUUAAAAGUACAGUAUAUGAGAAUUUCCGCUGUGGCUCUUUCCAUUGACUAUUAUUUUAGUAUUAGUAUCAGGUCAUGCAGUUCCAUAAGUCUUUUUAUCGCCAGUCGUUAGUAUAUGUGUCAUGCCUCUCGCACUUUUCUGGUAACACAAUUUUUAUUCUGCACUUCCUUUCAAAGCUGUGCCCUGAAAUUGCGUUGCCAAAAUAUGCCCGGGGCACUAAAUCUAUUCCUCAAUAAACUCUCUUAAAAAGAAACCAUGGUGCCAACAAUGUUCGCGGUGGGCAUAAAUUUACUUCCCAUCCCAAAGUCAGACAACAUAAAAGAUAAACGAAUUGACUCAGUUGAUCAAUUACGAUGAGUACAGAUGUACAGCCAGACAUGGGGUGCGAGAUUCUUUUGCGAAAUUUAUCCAAAUUUCGUGAAACAUAAUUUUUGUGAAUUUUUCAUAUAUAUAUAGCCUAACACACACAUACAUGCCCACUAUCCAAUCCAAAUAGUGACAGCAUCACAAUAACUUUUAUUUUAUUUAUUUAUUUAUUUAUUUAUUUAUAUUCAAACAUUUUCACGACUUAUGGAAUGGUAGCUGUUUCGGUGAGUAUAAAACUUAUACUGGAUAGAAGCCAUUCUGCAAUCUAAUUGGCUCUAUAACAGGAUAUUAUUUAAUAGAAAAUUACUGAGGCCAACGGCAUUAUUCGAUAUAUUGCAGCCAGCUGAGGCCGAAGGCCGAAGCUGGCUGCAAUAUAUCGAAUAAUGCCGUUUGGCCGAAGUAAUUAUCUAUUAUAAUUACUGACUCGAAUCAAAAGUAAUUAUUUUCGGCUGGAAGACUACGUUGCUGCUUGUUGGGACCGUAUGACAAUGAAUCUAUCCGACGUUACACUAGACAUUUGUGAGGACAUGCAUGUAAUGCAUCGUGAUAGAACAGAUUUCAGUUUAAUUAAUGGCCCUAAAUUAAAAUCUCCACAAGCGGAGGUCAAUUAUAGUGUUCUAGUUUACAUAUUAUCAUUAAUGAUAAGGUUAAUUCAAAGAGCGUAGUAAACUGGAUAAACACGGGAAUAGAACUUAUGGUGUGUUCUGCACAUGCGUAUAUCUAGGAUAAAAUCCCACAAGCGCAAACGAAACUAUUUCUCUAUAAAGUUGAGCUGAAAGGACUCACAGUGACCGUUUUGGCAGUGCUUCAGGCGCCCGAUGAUAUUGUAUGAGGGGCCUUUAGCACUGUCAACUUCUCAUCUUGAGAUGUUCGCGUUAUCGCGUGUACUUGUCAGGAUGACGAAGGAUUGCGAAUAAUGUCUGUGUGCACUUGUGUACACGCUGCAUUAUUUUUAAUAAUGCUGUGUGCACGCUGCAUUAUUUUUAAUAAUGCUGUGUGCUAUUUUAGCCCGUAUAAACAUUUACCCCUGGGAAUUUCCCUACAAUCAAAAAAGACCGCUCCCGUUUUUCAGAAGAACGCUAAAACUUCUCUACAUUCGCUGAUAUAAUGCAGAGAGAAAACAAUAGGUUAUUAUGACCGUCAGUAAUUAUAUAACUAUAACAGGAUAUUAUAUAACUAACAGAAUAUUAUAUUGGAGUUAUUGAAAUCCAAUAAGUGUUUGAUUAUAUAGAACAAAACAAUUCUAUAACAAAAUUUUAAAGUUGUCUAUAAGCGAGAAUGAAUAAUGCAGUGAGAACUAGAGGGCACUCAGAGACUGCAUACGCCGCCUACGCGCAAAAUAUUGAAGUAAUCUAUUGUUAUUAGAAUUUGAAUGGCUGGGGCCGGUUGUAUAAAAAGGUGAUUAAAGUUAACUAUAGUUAGUGGAAACGUCAUCCAAUAAGAAGCGCGUAUUUGAGAGUUAAUCACUAUUUAACUACAAAAUAGUGAUUAAAAAGUGAUUAAGAGUUUUAUACAACCGGCCCCUGGUGCAUAUAUUAUGCACGUCCUAAUUACGCAUUCAGCAUAAAGUUUUAUUUAAUUGACCGGGAAAAGCAAGACAAACUUUUGUUAUUUCUCAUUGAAUUUUUAACCAAAUUCAACCAAAUUUUAAUCAGUUCUUCCUUGGUCGAUGGGAAAUGCACUCACAAAGUUUCGUACGGAUAUGUUUGGUAUUUCUUGAGUUAUCGUGCUCACAGACAAACACACACACACACACACACACACACACACAUGCACAUACACACACACAUACAAACCCAGAUGAUUACAUAACCUCCUGGCGGAGGUAAAAACCCAGAUGAUUACAUAACCUCCUGGCGGAGGUAAUAAUACAGCGAUAACAUAUCACACAUCGGCGGCGAAUUUGCUUAAAUAACUAAACAAAACAGUUAAUAAACUUUGUUUUAAAAAACAAAGUUGGCAUAAAAAAAUUCAAUUUCAUGUAUGGAGUCUUUCAAUUCCAAGUAAUUUGAUGUAAUUUUACGAAAAAAUGGUAUAUUACUAACCUCAGGACUAUUGCAUGUAGACAAACAAAUUUUGUGCGCUUUUAUAAUUUUAAACAAACCUGGUAGGAAAAAACAGUCAUAUAUGUUCGCCACUUUGCCAUAUCGUUUGUCUUGUGUUUAAAAUUGACAAAACAUCUGAAUAAGUUUGAUUAGCCAGGAAAAAAAACACAAUGGGCUACUGUCCAAUAUGAACUGUCCUAUACGCAAAAUAUCAAGCACGCACGUAAUGCUAUUGAAGACCCGUGAUUGGUCAAUGGCAUCUGAGCGUACAUAAUAAAUAUAUGUUAUUUACCGGCUGGGAGUCCGUACUGAAGAAUAUUCGUUUCCCGAGGUCUCAGAAUUAAGCGGCCCGAUACUGGUAGCGACGAACGCUUCUGAGACCGAGGGAAAUAAUUUUCAAGCAACCGUAUAAAUAACUCUUUUUUGCGCGAUGCUAAAUUAAAUUCCCAAAAAACUCCAGUGUGGCGAAGUAGAUUUGAAAUCAGUUGUGUUUGUGUAUCUAGUCAAGCAUGGCUGGCAUAUUGCUAAAAUAACGCAAUAAAAAGCCUUUAUUUUUUAUGCAAUAUAUGCUUUUCUACUCAACAAGACAAUAAAAAGAUUAAUAUUUGUUUUUCUGAUCCUUUUAGCUAAUAACAUGAAUCUAGAAAUCAUUUUAAACUGGGGUUAACCUACGCAUGCACCAAAUUUCUUGAAACUUUGACAGCUUGUGCAAGACAGUCCUUAUUUUGAUUCUGUGCGAUUGCAUUUUGUUUCCGAUAAAAAAUUUUUGUCCGCAACGCUAGCAUUUUAAAUAAUUUUAGUGCUAGAUGUACUUUUUUGACAAAAUGUUUUCGGCAAGUACAAUUUGUUGCUGCGUGUUCAAACUCGAAAGAACAUCUUUAAAACACGUUAUUAGGCUAAAACGAUCAGGAAAACAAAUCGUUUUAAUCAGUUUACCUUCAGUUUAUUUUCUUGUUGAGUAUAGAAAUUAAAGCAUCUAUUGCAUCAAAAAUAAUUUAUAUGGCGGUCACGCUAGUUGGACUAAAGCAACAAACAGAUCUCAAAUCUCGUUCGCAAUGCUGGAGUUUUUUUAGGAAUUUAAUUAAGCAUUGAGCAAAAAAAUAAAUGCAUUAGUUACUGUGAAGGGGUCGGCCCGUACUCCUUGGUAAUUCUGGAUAUCACAAAAAUCUUACCCAAUAACUGUUUUAGUUUUAAUUUUUUGUACGUUUUCGCAGAUUUGUAAAACUCAUCUCCAUUUACUUGUCUAUUUUCAGACAAUCUCAGUAUCUGUCGAACUCGUCUUCGCCAACUACACCAAUGCGAAUUUCAUACCUGCAAUGACCCUCAGUGUGUCCGAGGGGACAAAAGCUUUUGAAAUACUCGAGAUGGCUUCCCAACAAAACCCGUGCUACAGAUUCCAAUUUCAAACAUUCAGUAUUGGUCGCUUCAUUACAAGAAUAUGCUGUCUCGAACAAGAUCCAUCAGCUGACUUUUAUUGGCUCCUUUACAAGAAUGGUCAACUUUCCCAUCUUGGAGUUGAUGUGUUAACACCGGCGAAUGGAGAUACCAUUACCUUCAAAUACCAAAACGUUUAAACAUAAUUAUAUUAUACGACAAACGCUCUCAGUCUUGUGCAAACUUACUGUCUAACUUUCGUACUUUCUUUAAUUAAUUAAUUUUAAACUAACUACUCUGUUAUAGUCAAACCGGACCUGUGAGAGGUUACUGUUAUUUAUUUAAUUAUUUAAUAAGACAACUAUUAAAUGAUGUAAACUUUUCU